Molecule: messenger RNA, 2456 nt
Organism: Melanotaenia boesemani (Boeseman's rainbowfish)
Lineage: Eukaryota; Metazoa; Chordata; Actinopteri; Atheriniformes; Melanotaeniidae
Gene: sync
Product: syncoilin, intermediate filament protein
Exons: 7
Coding region: 233-2233 (666 amino acids)
Cellular component (GO): intermediate filament
Source: RefSeq, a predicted model, not a curated record
UUCAAUUGCACAGACUUCUCCCGCUCAUUCCCUGCUGCUCUCUUUGCUUCGUUGAUUGUUCAGCACAUUCAUGGUCAGUAUUCAGUUGCAGAACAGAGGAAACUUGGAUAUUCUGAGAGGUCAGCUCUUCCUCUGGGUGGUGAAGCUGAGCAGGAAUGCUGCCUGCUGCCAACGCUUGUCCUGCAGAAUGAUGAUUUAGAGUUUUCAGGAUCGAAACUAUUAGUCUAAACCAAUGGAUUACUUGGAUGACGACAUUUCAUCAACUGGGUUUGAGCCACUCUUCAUCAAAGAGGAGGAACGAGAUCCAGACAGAACCAUGGUGGAACAAAGAGAAGGCCACGAAAACCCAUCAGGAUUAACCGGAACACAGCUCAAACAGUCAGCUUUAAUAAAACCGUGUCUACAGGAGAUGGAUGAGUUACUGAGGAGCUGUGAAGAGCUCACAGGGAUUUCCUUUGGCUCUCAGUACUCGACAACCUACGCUGAGGCGAAUCUAAGUGAGUCAAGUUAUGGAGAGACACGAGCGUCUCCCCAUGACUAUCUGUCCACUAGCUACAUCGACACGCAUGUGGAUGGAGCUGAUGCAGAAGAAGAGAAGAAAUUGGGAACCAUCAUUAACAGGUAUGGAGUUCCUCGGCAGACAGAGAUGCCUCUCACCUCAGCAGGUAACAAACUGAGUGAAAAUAUGGUGGAGUAUGAGGGCCAGCUGUUGGGAAUGCUAGCUAUGCUUGAGAACUGUAUGGAAGAGGCCGGCAUGGACUUUGAGCCGAAGGACUGGGUGGGAAAUUCAGGCCAAGAAUACAUAAACAUCAGGAAGAAUAGCCAUCAUUAUCAGCCUCUCGAGUUGGAGACCCAGCCAAUGCAGGCUAAAUCCUUUAAAUCAUCCGGGGACAACAUGAGAAUGACAGCAGGUUCUGCAACAAAUGGAAGCCAGCCAAGUCUUUUGUCUGGCUGGGAGAAAUCGGUCAGCUUCCCAGUGGAGAGACCAGAGACGCAAGGUCAUUUAAAAAGAGAUCAAGGAGUUCAUGACACACAAAUGAGCUUUCCAGGGCAACAGAUAUAUGCAGAUAAUACCAAACAAGAUCCAAUAUACUGUGAGGGGAUAAAAGCAAGAUGUAUGUUUCAUGAAGGUACAGAUCACGGAGAAGUCACUGAAGUAGGACAUGAAUUCAAGAUGGAAGCCAUAGAUCUAGGAUCUGGCAUGAAUGAGUUAAAGGCUUUGGGGUCUAAGAUGGAGGACUGUCUGGUGGGGGUGCAGCAGUUAGAAAAGAAGAGGAAGGAGCUGCUGGUGGAGGUGCUGCAGCUAAGGGGAAAUAAAGAAAGAGAGGAGGCAGAUGGGGCAAAGGAAGAAGAGGCAGAGGAAGUGAUUGACAACAAAGUGGUAGAGCUGAUGAAAGUUAUCAAGAGGGAAGAGGAAGGAAGAAGGGAGGAGAGAAAGAGGGAGAUACACAGCCUCAAAGAGGAGAGGGCAGAGGAGGAGAGGAAGAUGUGGAAGAUAAACUUGGAGAGACAAGGGCUGCAGGAGGAGCUCAGGAAGCAAAGGAGGCGGCUGUUUGCAGCGGCUCGGGACUGUGCCCACAGUCAGGCAGCCCUGAACAACCAGCGGCGGGAGGUGGAGCUGCUCAAGAGAGAAAAGGAACAGCUGAACUCCCUGUUGAAUCAGCUGACAGAGGAGAGCUACAAGCUCAGGUCGACCCAGCAGCAGCAGCUUUCAGAGCUACAAGCAAAGCUGCACGCCCAGAGCUCCAGUCAGACCUCCAACUCUCAGGGGGAGCUGACCGAGUGCAGGAGGAGUUCCUGCGGUGAUGUCCAGCAGUAUCUGGAGGGUGGGCUGAAAGCACUGGAGGACAGGUUUGAGCCCAUUUUAUCGGCACUGCUGAAGAGGAGAGAGGCGACAGCUGGCGCAUUGGUGAAAGCAAAAGAGGAGGCCCAAGCACUGAAGGCCCAGCUGACACCUCUGAGGGAGGAAACCCAAAAGCUGCAACUGCAGAGGGCUUGUUUGGAGGAGAAACUCAAACUCCUUCACAUACAGAGAUGCGAGGAUGUGGGACGGUAUAAGGAAGCAGUGUAUUGUCUGGAGGAGAGCGGCAGGGAGCUGAAGACCGAGUUAGAGAUUCAAAAGAGAAAAACCAAAGAGAUGGAGGAGUUGAGAGACAGCCUUGCCAUGCAACUCCUGCUUCACAGGGCUGCCAUUAAGGACCAAAAGGAGCACGACCCCGAAGACAAAACAUAGAUUCACUUCCCUUCUUGACAGCGUUUUCUGAUUUAAAGAUUUUGCUUUGUUCUUUUUUUAUAGUCUUUUAUAGUCAACUCCAAAGAUUCAGUGAAUGCACUUUACGUAUGAGGCAACACAAGACAAAUGCUUGUUUUCAAAUUGUCUGUAAAGAUUACGUUUAUCUGCAGCAUGUCGAAAGGUUUCUGUUAUGAAUAAAGGCCUUGUGUUUCUUGUAGACUGA